This is a messenger RNA of Polyodon spathula (Mississippi paddlefish), 2331 nucleotides long. Its product is annotated as toll-like receptor 9. The record is from RefSeq and is a predicted model, not a curated record. The coding region runs from base 1153 to 2331 and encodes 392 amino acids. Gene Ontology annotation, biological process: toll-like receptor signaling pathway; defense response to virus; canonical NF-kappaB signal transduction. Gene Ontology annotation, cellular component: plasma membrane. Lineage: Eukaryota; Metazoa; Chordata; Actinopteri; Acipenseriformes; Polyodontidae. The transcript has a single exon. Gene Ontology annotation, molecular function: pattern recognition receptor activity; protein binding.
CCACGUUAUGUAUACUAUUAAAAAUAAAGUAUAACAAUUUUUUUUCUUUGCAAAAACCAAAACAAAACCGUUCCUAAUCAGACUUGCAUUCCCCAGCAGGAUAUUUUCUGAGCUGUCGCAAUACUAUCAGCAGUUUUAAUUAUAUAUAUUUUUAAAAAUAUAUAUAUAAAUAUGGUUUCUAUUUCCUUUACAGGACUAAAAUAAGAAGCAUGAUUUUCUUUCUGUGUUAUACAUUUAAAGAAGAAAUCAAAACAACACAAAAGAGAAGCACAUGAAACCCACGGGGCAUCUCAUGUGAAUAAAGAUCAGACACUGGGGCUGCUUUGCCUGUGUGAGGUGGACUGUGCUUUCAGCAGAUCUUACAGCAUGGUAGGUCGCAAUAUUAUUAUGAGUCCUCUAAUGUUUUAGAAAAUCAUGUUUUAUAGAAUGGGAACCACAGUCUCUAAGCUCACUGUGAAUAUCACAGAGUGCAGAGCCAAGCUGCUUCCUUGUCUGGGUGUCAGCUGCACAUAUUCACUGACUGAAAAUUUCUAUUUCUGGUUUGUCUAUUUCUUACUUAUUCAAUCCCGAAGUGUAUGUAGUGUAUUUCCACUUGAACUUUAAGGCUGCAGCGUUGCUUGUUUUUCAAUAUUCUAAAGCAAUUUGAAAGAGUCGCAUGAACAAUAACUCUCUUUCCUCGCUCAACAAGUCCUUUUUCAUGCAACUGGUGAAUCUAGAGGUUCUGGAACUUUCUAACAACUUCCUUGCCAAGGAGACAGAUAAUGAUUCUGGUUUUCUUUUAGGAGAACCGGCCUUUCAGAGCUGUGUCAAACCUCAACCUCUCGUUUAACUAUAACAACAACACUACUUUCCAUAAGCUCUACCUCUGAUGAUUUCAAUCACAUGAAAGCAUUGCAAGAGCUGACCAUCACUGGUUGCUUCUUUCAGAGUGUGGAUGAGGCUUCCAUUAGACCUCUAGCCAAACUCCUCAGGCUGAAAAGAAUAGAGCUUCGGCUUAAUUUUAUCGACAAACUCAACCUGUAGCUCUUUGCCAACAAGACUUCCCUCAAGUACAUUGGUCUUUCUGAAAAUGAAAUCAUUUGUCAGAACUGCAGAGAAUUUCCAGGUGUUACUCCAUCCCAUAGGAAACUACUUUCCUUCGGUCCUGCAGACAUGAACACAACAGGGAUUCAGAGUGACUACCCAGAGGAGCAGCAAACAUUAAUUUCCAUGCUUCAAAGGUGCAGCCCCUACAAGAUGUUGAAUCUGAGGAAGAAUAACCUCAUCUUCAUCCAACCUGAGCUGUUUGAAGGUUUCGAGGACAUUAAGUGUCUGCUCCUGUCUCACAACAGCAUAAGUCAGGCGUUCGACGGGAACCAGUUUACUAACCUGAAGAACCUCAGAUUUCUGGAUCUCUCAUACAACAGGAUUAACUUGUACUUUGAAGGGGCUUUUUCUGAGCUGCGAAGUCUGGAGGUGCUGGACAAGAGCAACAACAAUUACCACUUCAUGUUGAAUGGGAUGGGGCACAAGUUAGCCUUUGUUGCAAAGCUUUCCUCCCUCAGGGUCCUAAACCUGUGCUUCAAUUCCAUCUCUGCCAGGAUCUCACAGCGCGUGUACAGCACCUCGAUAAAGGAGUUCAUUUUCAGAGACAACCGCCAGGACAUCAUGUGGCCCACUGAAAUCUACUUCAAAUUCUUUAAGAAUCUGAACAAUUUAACCAGGCUGGACUUAUCACUGAAUCAUCUCACAUGCUUACCUUCAAAGGUCAUACAAAAGCUGCCGUCGACUUUAAAAGCAAUGUACUUCCAAAAAAACGAACUCACCUCUUUCCCUUGGGAAACACUGAAGUAUCUCCCCUUUCUUGACGUUCUCGAUCUGAGCAACAACUAUUUCGUGACCCUGUCUAAAAACAUGGUGCCCAGCAGCUUUAUUCCGGUAAACGCUACCGUCCGCGAACUUACCGUAAGUGUCAACAAGAUUAGCACAAUCGAGAAAGACUUCUUCCACAAUGCUACAAUGCUGUCCAGCCUCAACUUGAGCUACAAUCUGAUGCAAAGAGUGGAGUUCGCCGAUAGCUUGUUGAGGACACUGAGUGUGCUCGACAUCAGGAUGAACCCUUUGAUCUGCACAUGCGACUCCAUUUUUUUUGAAUUGGUAAGCAGGUUUAACAUCUCCAUUCCCUUCCUGACCAACCAGGUGCCAUGCCCUGACCUGCUGAAAGACAAAAGCAUCUUCAGCAGCGGCACAUUAGUCUGCCCAGACAGCCACAAUGUGUUCUUGUUUUCCUCCUCGUUCCUCUUGACUCUUCUUUUCGUGAUCAUACCAAUGCUGAAACAGUUCCUGGGCUGA